Messenger RNA from Protomyces lactucae-debilis, 1128 nucleotides. RefSeq names its product WD40-repeat-containing domain protein. The coding region runs from base 1 to 1128 and encodes 375 amino acids. The transcript has a single exon. Gene Ontology annotation, biological process: iron-sulfur cluster assembly. Gene Ontology annotation, cellular component: cytosolic [4Fe-4S] assembly targeting complex. NCBI's taxonomy places the organism in Eukaryota, Fungi, Ascomycota, Taphrinomycetes, Taphrinales, Protomycetaceae. Gene Ontology annotation, molecular function: protein binding. The record is from RefSeq and is a predicted model, not a curated record.
AUGCAAGUUGAUACACCCGUGCAACAAGCAGCAUCAGCGCCUGCCACAUUACCCGCGGGUAUCGAACUAAAAGCAACCCUCACAGGACAUACAGACCGUGUUUGGCACAUCGCACCGCAUCCACAACGGCCCCUACUUGCAACGGCCUCCGCAGACAAAACAGUCCGUAUCUAUGCUACAAACGACUAUCAUCUCAUGGGUAUUGUCGAGGGUAAUCAUAAACGCAGUAUUCGGUGUUGCGACUGGAAGCACGGCGAGACAAAGCCUGUGCUUGCAACAGCGUCCUUUGACUCAACAGCCGGGAUCUGGGAUUGCGUCGGGGAUGAAGAGACGGGUGAAGGCGAGUGGGAAUGUGCCGGCCUGCUUGAAGGUCAUGAGAAUGAAGUCAAGUGCGUCGCUUGGUCAGCGAGUGGCACAUUACUCGCAACCUGCUCAAGAGACAAGAGUAUCUGGAUCUGGGAGGCGGAAAACUAUGAAGACCCAGAGUGUGUGAGUGUAAUGCAAGAACACAGUGGUGAUGUCAAGUGCGUUGUUUGGCACCCACAGGAAGAAUUGCUUGCAAGUGGCAGCUACGACGAUGAUAUCCGGCUCUGGCGCGACGACGGCGAUGAUUGGAUCUGUUGUGCUAUUCUCAAAGGCCACGAUGGCACUGUCUGGCAGCUCGACUUUGAGGGCGGUAAUGGACUGGGUCAACGGCUCGUGAGUGUGAGUGGUGAUGGCACUGCGCGGAUAUGGCGGAGAACGAGUGAUCCUGCUGCAAAGGGAAAAGACCCUGCUGCACUGCCUUCCAUCAUCAGGCCAUCUAUGGAUCAGGUUUGGGAGGAAGAGACACAGUUGCCAGCCAAGCACGAGGGAGACAUCUACACUGUUUCCUGGAGCAAAAAUACCGGCCGCAUUGCUACAUCAGGUGCAGAUGGCAGUGUUAUCAUCUACAAGCAAAGAACGGAUGGUUCAUUCCCUGAGCAGGGUAUGAACACUUGGGACGUUGUCCUGACACUGGAGAAUGGUCAUGGCGUGAGUGAAAUCAACCAUGUCACUUGGGGCGGCCUUUCCGCAGAUGGCAAGAGUGAGCUUCUCUAUACUGCUGGCGAUGACUGUGUGAGUCGUGUAUGGGCCGUAGCCGUCUAG